CAAUGCAGCGCAAAACUCCACAGCUUUGACAAUAUGGGCCAGACUUUCGUAAUGAAAAGCCCAACAAAAUCUGCGUAACGUUAGGCUGGCACGAAUCAGAGUUUCUCCAUUUCUUUCCCUCCCUCAUUUCACAAAAAUUUCUCUCACUCUGGUUUGGUGGGGGAUUCUAAGCUGUCACGAAUGGCCGUGAUUUUCUGGAGACAUCCUCCCAAUCAAACUAUUUACAUUAAAAAUCUCAAUGAAAAGAUUAAAAAAGAAGUAAUUGUUCCACCCGUCCGCUUCUUCUUCCUUUUUUCUUUUUCUUUUUUUUUUUAAGAAAACCAGAGCUACAAGAGACUAUACAUUCUUGAACCUCGUAUUUUGAAUCUCUUAAUCAUCUUAAAAACUCAAGACUUAACUUAUCCGAUUUUAUUGUGCUGUAAAGAAUAGAAUUUUAGUGGUGAAUCGUUGGUGAAGCGGAAGAAUUUGAAAAAAAAAAGGAAGAUUUAUUAUGGAAGGAUUUUGGAUGUUGUUGCUUUGAAGACACCUAAACUUCGAGGACAAGCGUGGGUUGUGUUUAGUGAAGUAACAGCGGCAAGUAAUGCAGCGCGGCAAAUGCAAAAUUUCCCCUUUUAUGAUAAGCCUAUGUACUACUAGUGGGAGCUGACAUUGUGGAAGUAUAAGGAAGAAAGCUUGAACAUAGCAGCGCCCUCAGUUAUGUUCAGAGGACUGAUCUUCACAAAAUAAGUUACCUUCUGUAAUUCUCAGUGGUAUACCAAACCUCUCUGAAUUAGGUCAGCUUCAGACACUAUUAGCAAUGCAUCCAUCUAGAAUACAAUGUGCAAAAACAAAGUCAGACUGUGUCACUAAGGCAGACGGAAGCUUUGUUCCAAGAGAGAAAAAGAAGCAAGAAGAAAAGGCUGAACGAAAGAGACAUGCAGAAGCACAGCAAUCUGGUAUGGUUAAUGGUGCAGGCACUGAAAGUAAUGGUGGCCCAGUUGCUUCUUUCAGAAAUGCAGGUUCACAAGAAGCUGUUGCUCCAAAUAGUAUACUCUUCAUACAAAAUUUGCCUCGCGAAAUCACUGGCUUCAUGCUUGAAAUGCUCUUCCAGCAGUACCCAGGAUUCAGAGAAGUCCGAAUGAUUGAAGCAAAGCCAGGUAUUGCUUUUGUAGAGUUUGAAGACGAUGUUCAGGCCCUACAGGGUUUUGAAAUUACCCCUCAGAAUCCCAUGGCUAUCACUUUUGUCAAGAAAUGAUGAUCAAUUUCGUUGCUUUUGUUUCCUCCUUUGGUUUUGGCAAAGCUGUGUAAUUGUAUUAGAGUUUUUAAACAUCGUAGUUAUGUAGAUGUUGGUUCUCCAAUACAUCUGAUUUUUUUAUUUUACAUGGAGGUAACAAACCA
Molecule: messenger RNA, 1377 nt
Organism: Mangifera indica (mango)
Lineage: Eukaryota; Viridiplantae; Streptophyta; Magnoliopsida; Sapindales; Anacardiaceae
Product: U2 small nuclear ribonucleoprotein B'' 2-like
Exons: 8
Coding region: 797-1234 (145 amino acids)
Biological process (GO): mRNA splicing, via spliceosome
Cellular component (GO): U2 snRNP
Molecular function (GO): RNA binding
Source: RefSeq, a predicted model, not a curated record